AUGUUUGACUCUAAACUUUUAGAUAUCCCAGCUGUGAUAUUUGACAACGGAUCUGGAUUAUGCAAGGCUGGUAUUGCAGGGGACAGUGCGCCAAGGUCAGUUAUUACAGCAAUUGUUGGUCGCUCGAAAGCCAAAGCAACGAUGCUAGGAGCAGGACAGAAGGAAUUUUAUAUUGGAGAAGAAGCCCAGUCCAAAAGGGGUGUCUUAAGUUUGAAUUAUCCAAUCGACCACGGCAUAGUUACAUCCUGGGAUGACAUGGAGAGGAUCUGGAGACAUGUCUACGAGUGCGAGCUGAGAAUCAAAGCUAGCGACAGGCCGGUGCUACUGACGGAGGCCCCACUCAAUCCCCUACAGAACCGGGAAAAAAUGACUGAGAUCAUGUUUGAAGGCUUUAAGGUGCCUGCCAUGUAUGUUGCAGUGCAGGCAACACUGGCACUCUAUGCCUCAGCACGCACGACAGGGAUAGUAAUGGACAGUGGAGAUGGAGUUACCCACACCGUACCCAUCUACGAAGGAUACUGUUUACCCCAUGCAGUUUCCAGGCUGGAUAUCGCAGGCAGGGAUAUCACUGAAUACUUCAUGAGACUCCUUUUGGAAAGUGGCCACUCCUUCGUGAGCACAGCUGAGAGGGAGAUCGUGAAAGAUAUCAAGGAGAAGCUGUGCUAUGUGGCUUUAGAUCCCGUCAAAGAAACAAAAGCAAAGCCAGAAGAAAUCCUCAAAGAAUACAAACUGCCUGAUGGAAAUAUCAUUAAGAUAGGCAAUCAGCUCUUUCGAGCCCCGGAGACCCUUUUUAUGCCCGCUAACAUUGGUAUCGAAGCCCCCGGGGUGCACAAAAUGAUCUUCAACAGUGUGAUGAAAUGUGACAUUGAUGUUCGCAGGGAUCUUUACGACAAUGUGCUUCUUUCCGGUGGGUCCACCCUAUUUCCUGGACUGGAUGAACGGAUCCUGAGGGAGAUGCAGCGGCAAGUGCCCAUCGGGAUGGCCGUACGGGUCAUAGCACCGCCCGAGAGGAAGUACUGUGUGUGGAUCGGGGCCUCCAUCCUCACUUGCUUGUCAGCUUUUAAAGAAAUGUGGGUCACCGUCAGUGAUUACAAAGAGUUUGGUGCUGCUGUAGUACACAGAAAAUGCUUUUAA
This is a messenger RNA of Trachemys scripta elegans, 1134 nucleotides long. Its product is annotated as actin-85C-like. The transcript has a single exon. Lineage: Eukaryota; Metazoa; Chordata; Testudines; Emydidae. The record is from RefSeq and is a predicted model, not a curated record. Bases 1 to 1134 code for a protein of 377 amino acids.